AUGGCAGAGGCGGAGGAGCUUCCCAAAACUAUCGUACGCCGCGUGGUGAAGGAAAAGCUAUCCACUUGCUCCGACGACGGAGACAUUGCCGUCCACAAAGACGCUCUUCUCGCAUUCUCCGAAAGUGCCAAAAUCUUCAUCCACUACCUUUCCGCUACGGCUAAUGAUAUAUGUAAGGAGUCAAAGAGGCAAAUUAUCAAUGCUGAAGAUGUUCUCAAAGCUCUUGAAGAAACUGAGUUUACUGAAUUUGUUAACCCUCUAAAAGAUUCUCUUGAAGAGUUUAGGAAGAAGAAUGCUGGGAAGAAAGCAAGGGUGUCAAAGGGAAAGGGAGAUGAGAAGGGAAAGAAAAGAAAGUUGGAAGGUGAGCUGUCUGAUAAAGGUGAGCCAUCUGAAAAAGGCGAUAAAGGUGAGCCAUCUGAAAAAGGCGAAAAAGGUGAGCCAUCUGAAAAAGGCGAUCAAGGUGAACCAUCUGAAAAAGGCGAUCAAGGUGAGCAAUCUGAAAAAGGCAAACAAGGUGAACCAUCUGAGAAAGGCGAUCAAGGUGAGCCAUCUGAGAAAGGCGAACAAGGUGAGCCAUCUGAGAAAGGCGAACAAGGUGAUGAUGAUGACCUAUGGCAUUAG
Vicia faba (fava bean) is the source of this 621-nucleotide messenger RNA. The record is from the annotation of a GenBank genome assembly. NCBI's taxonomy places the organism in Eukaryota, Viridiplantae, Streptophyta, Magnoliopsida, Fabales, Fabaceae.